This is a messenger RNA of Dictyostelium purpureum, 1005 nucleotides long. RefSeq lists its product as uncharacterized. The transcript has a single exon. NCBI's taxonomy places the organism in Eukaryota, Evosea, Eumycetozoa, Dictyosteliales, Dictyosteliaceae. The record is from RefSeq and is a predicted model, not a curated record. Gene Ontology annotation, molecular function: procollagen-proline 4-dioxygenase activity; L-ascorbic acid binding; iron ion binding. Gene Ontology annotation, cellular component: endoplasmic reticulum. Bases 1 to 1005 code for a protein of 334 amino acids. Gene Ontology annotation, biological process: peptidyl-proline hydroxylation to 4-hydroxy-L-proline.
AUGGCAACACAAAGAUCAAAUUCACAUCACAUGAAUUCACCACCAGAGUGUUUGAAAUCGACUGAAUUAAAAGUCGAAAAAAAAGAUUUGUGGGGUGGUGGAUUUUUAUUAUAUAAUGUCUUAUCAAAAGAAGAAUGUAAUUAUUUUAUCGAGGAGUGCAAUAAGCUUGGAUGGGAGUCGUUGAACUGGACACGUGGAGGCGAUGGCAGCGAAGGUAGUGAAGGUGAAAAGAAAUCAUUUAGAAUAAACGACCGUAUUAUGGUGAUGAGCGAUGAAAUUGCAGAAUGGUGCUGGGACAGAGUCAAAAGAUAUGUCGUAUCAGAAAACCCAGAAUCAGAUGGAUUCAAUAACAUCACAACCAAAGUCAAACCAGGUGAUGAUUUAUAUAAAAUUGGCUCACCAAGCGGUAUAUGGAGACCAGUUGGUUUGAACCCAAAGUUUAGAAUGUGCAGAUACUUCGAAGGUGGCUUAUUCAAGAAGCAUUAUGAUGGCAGUUAUGUAGUAUCAUCAACCAAGAGAUCAUUAUAUACAUUCAUGUUUUACUUGAAUGACGAAUACACAGGUGGUGAAACCAACUUUUUAGAUGACCAAAGUUUAAAAUCAAUCUCGACAGCAUUCAAACUAAAUGGCAAAGGAGGUGAUAUCGAGUUUGACGACGAUUCACUCUCAUUGGAUUCCGUUAAAGUAGCAGAUAGAGUUGGUCCAUCAGUUGAUCCAUCGAAAUCCUUUACUGGUUGUCUUAUUGUAUUUGAUCAAUCUCUUUUCCACGAAGGUAGUCCUGUUUUAUCUGGCAAGAAAUUCAUCAUGAGAACUGACAUCAUGUUUGAAAAGGUAGAAGAUUUAUCUCCAGAGGAAUUGGGCGAAAUUGAUAACGAAGUCGAAGCAGAACGUAUACUUCAAAUGUCUGAAGAGUUGGAAAGAUCAGGAAAUAUCGAAGAAAGUGUUAAAAUGUACAAAAAAGCAUUUUCAUUAUCAAAAAAUUUAGCAUCUAGAUAUGGUUUUUAA